AUGUUAACUUGGACAUGUGCUGGUUCAGGUAGAUCUGGUUUGUACACUCACUAUUAUCAUCAUCGUGACAACUGUAAUUAUUGUACACCAGAACUUGAAGAAGAAAAACAACAAAAAAUGGAAGAGAAGCAACAAGAGUUGCAAGCUUUAGAUGCUAAACAACGUCCGUGGUCGGAAUGGAGUCGUUCUAAUGAAUCUUGUAUACAACAUACCGGACAUGAUAUUGAACAAGUACAAGAACUGUAUUCUAUGUGCGAACAGUCAUUAAUAAAUUAUUGCUCUCAUAGAAACAAAGAACAUACGGACAGUACUAUAACACCGUAUUUAUCUCCUAUGAAUUUGCUUGCUGUUACGUUAUGGUAUUUAAAAUAUUAUCAUUCUGAACGUUAUAUUGCUACUGAAUUAAACUUGGGUCGUUCGACAGUAAACUAUUUAUUAUCAGAGGUUAUCAAUAUUUUACAUUCCUGUGUAUAUCGAGAAUUAAUUUCUUUCCCUGCUGAUAUAGCUAAAAGAAGAACGCCACAUGGGCCUGAACAAAAUCAUAAAUUAAUAGUUGACUCGACUGUUAUUGCAAUUCCUGAACCUUAUGAUUCAGAACAACGAAAAGCAUAUUAUCAUGCAAAAAGUCCAACAAAUUAUGCAAUCAAAGGAAGUGUACAUGAUAUUACAGUUCUUCGAGAUUCAGGUUUAUUAGAACAUGUCGAAGAUUCUGUACAAAUCAUCGAUGAUAAAGGAUAUAUCGGUGAAGAAUAUGUAGUCACUCCAAGAAAGAAACCUCAUGGACGUGAAUUAACGGAUGAAGACAAAAAUUUCAAUCGUGAUAUUAAUAGUGCAAGAGCAGCUAUUGAAAAUAUAAAUCAACGUCUCAAAACCUAUGCUAUUUUGGGUAGCAUUUACAGAGGGGCUAUUGAUGAUUUCCAUAAAAUAACUAAAAUCGUGCAAGUUGUUUCUGCUCUAUGUAAUAUGAACUUAAAUAAACAUCCUAUUCGUAAAUAA
Rotaria sordida is the source of this 996-nucleotide messenger RNA. NCBI's taxonomy places the organism in Eukaryota, Metazoa, Rotifera, Eurotatoria, Philodinida, Philodinidae. The record is from the annotation of a GenBank genome assembly.